Molecule: messenger RNA, 1291 nt
Organism: Schizophyllum commune H4-8
Lineage: Eukaryota; Fungi; Basidiomycota; Agaricomycetes; Agaricales; Schizophyllaceae
Product: zincin
Exons: 5
Coding region: 46-1116 (356 amino acids)
Molecular function (GO): metalloendopeptidase activity
Source: RefSeq, a predicted model, not a curated record
ACCCAAGGACCAGCUCCCGCUAGCCGAUCAGUCUUCAGCUUCAUCAUGCUCGCCCUCGGUGCCACCGUCCUCAGCCUCGCCGCCGCCGCCUCUGCGACCAAGUCGCUCAAGGUGUCCACCGCGGCACCCAGCGAGCUGACCGACGUCAGCGAUCUGUCGGUGACGACCACCAUCGUGAACACGGGCGACGAGACGCUCAAGCUGCUCACCGACCCGCGCUCGGCGCUCUCAUCGUGGGCGACCAACACCUUCGCCGUCACGCACGCCGACAGCGGCGCCGGUGUCGACUUCACAGGUGUCAAGGUCCGCUACUCCCCCGAGGCGGCCGCGCAGCUCGGCGAGGCCAUCACGACUCUUGCGCCUGGCGAGUCUAUCGAUGUCGCGCACGAGGUCGGCCGCUACUACAACUUCACCGGUGCUGGCGAGGGCGCGUUCCACUUCGAGCCCGUCAACCUCUUCACCGCCAUCGAGGCCGACGGCUCCCUCACCGAGCUCCGCGCCGACACGGAGACCGCCGCCGUGCACCUCGCCGGCCAGCUCUCCACCUCCAAGGCGCUCUCGCCGUCCUCCCUCGGCGGCGCUGCCGACGCCCGCUUCGCGGCACGCGACCUGAAGAAGCGCGCGCAGUACACGUCCUCCUGCACGUCGACCUACCGCUCGCAGACCAACGCGGCGAUCACCGCGUCGUCGGGCCUCGCGUCGAACUCGAUCAGCCAUCUCGAGGCGAAUCCGAGCGGCUCCACGCUCCAGACGACCUGGUACGGCACGUUCGCGAGCAGCCGCUACCGCGCGACGCUCUCUGCGUUCGAGGCGCUCGUUGACUCGCCCUCCUCGUGGACCUACGACUGCUCCUGCACGGAGUCCGGCACCUACGCCUACGUCUACCCGUCCCAGUACGGCGAGGUCUACCUCUGCGGCUACUUCUGGCAGGCUCCUGCGACCGGCUCGGGCUCUCGCGCCGACACCAUCAUCCACGAGGGCACGCACUUCCCCCAGGUCCUCGGCACGGACGAUGUUACCUACGGCGAGUCCUCCUGCAAGUCGCUCGCCCGCUCCAACCCCGCCCAGGCUGUCAACAACGCCGACAACCACGCUUUCUUCUCCGACUACGCCUAAAUCUCUGAAUUGUGUAGGGAAACUGUUGUAUGCUACAGGGUUGAUGUAGGGUGGGAUACUACUUGUACAGGUCUUGCGAAUGAAUGUUUUUACACAACCAGAUUUGCUUGUUGUGCGCGAGUGAGGACUGAGAUAGGAUCAAUAUCUGAGAAGAGGCAUGAACUUCAGUCAAUCG